GAUUCGCGUAAUUUUUUCCGAGUUUAAAAAAACUGGGUCUCUUACUCAAAACGGAGCAGAAAUUCAAAUUUCAAUUCUGCAUUAUUGUAUCAAUAUUUCUGCAAAACCACAAAAGGAGGAUGGGCUUUGAAUUGGAUGAACAACAGAAAAACAUGAUGAACAGUAUGGCUAAAUAUGAGAGUGGAGACAAUUGCGGUGGAAUAAUCACUAUUGCUACUUCAACAAAUGAUCGAAUAGAAGAAGUAUUGAUAUCCCAUAUUUUUGAGCAAAACAAAACACUCCAAAACGGUUCCAAGCCAAAUAAAACGUUAAUGGUCGGAUCGCCCAGUUGGACAAAUAAGCUUCAAAAACUACCGAGCAAGUGCAAGAAAGUGCCAGAAGUGCCAGAAGAAUGCUCAGAAAAUUCAAAAAACGACGAUAUUUCCUUUUACAAACUAAAAAAGACAACUAAAAGUCAGGAUUUUGCUAAUUGUAAGGAAGACAUCGUUCUCGCUAAUUACGGUUUGCUGGAAACCAUACAAGAAUUGAAAGUCACAUGGGAGCGAAUAAUUUUUCACGAUUUCUCGCUUGAAACCAAAAAUAACUACCAACAAUUCGAAACAGUCUGUAAAUUGAAUGCGACGUUUCGCUGGUACAUCACUGAAAAUCACAAACAAGACCGCCUGGAGGAAUAUUUGGUCGCAGAUGAUGGAAAGCGAAUACAUGUCAAAGGGGACAUAGACACAUUUUUGGAUCAAGCCAAUCUGUAUUUACCGAGUGCUGAACCAAAGUCAAGAAACCUGAAAACUCCUUUGGAUGAUCGUCAAAAAGAUUUCAAGAGUAAUUUGGCUCAACGUGAAAAUGAGCCUGUCCGUGGAGGAGUUAUAACAACUCUGAUUAGAGAUAUUCUAAUAAAGGAAGCAAUUAUUGAAUUUCUUCUGGAUCGAAAGAAUACGAGCGAAGAAUAUGGUCAUUCGAUGGGGAAAACUUUACUGGUUGUGCCACCCGAUAUGAUAGAAUCUUGGAAGAAACUUCUCGAAAAACUUUUGGAAAAAGAUGAUCUCGUGAUUCACUACUUCUAUAGAAAUGAAGACAAAAAGCCAGAUGAUAGUCAUGAAGUCGUUAUCACUACUUACGACAUGCUCAAAAAUAUUGAAAAUCGGAACAUUCUAUGGAAACGAAUUAUUUUCGAGGAUAAUUAUUCAGCGAGCGAAAAAGACAGGCAACAAUAUCAAUUACUUUUUUCAUUUCUUUGCCAGUUACAUGCGGAAUAUCGUUGGUGCCUGACGGAAAAUCCGACGCAACAAAAAUUGGCUCGUUUUAUGAAUCGGAAAGAAUAUGGUGAAAGUCAUAAUUUGAUAAAAUCAAUUUCUUUGGGAAAUGCUAAAGACGAUGAAGAAAAAAGCACUGCAAAACUGGUUAAAAACAUUGAAGGCUUUUUGAAGCAAGUUACCUUGCGUUUCCCAAGAAGUCCGAAUGAUUAUAAAAAACACAUAACUAAUGCAAAAAAAGAAAAAAACGAAAAUGAGCCCAAUAUCAGCAAAUUUUGCAACAAUAUGUUAGCCGCAAUAGUCAGCUACACCAAAGAGUUCUACAUCAAACAUUUCAAAAUUUGUGCAGAAAGUGAUGAGGAUAUAGAAGAAAUGUAUGAUUCAUUUUGUGCUGGUUUUAAAAACACGUCGGAUGUCGGUCUUAUUAUGAAAAUAUGGGUGGACGCGCACUUUAACUUUUCCAAAAGCGAGCAAGAUCGUUGUUUCAUUGGGAAAACAGCAAUGAAAAAUAUUAUCGAAAAUUUUGAGAAAGCAAUCAAAAUAAUUGAGAAAGCUACGCAAACAUCUAUUGAGGAAAGCUACAACCAAAUGAGAGCUGCUAGGAGUGGAAAACGACCAAUAGAGGAAGUUAAAGCUUCAAAAGCUUAAGCCAUGCCAAUUAAAUAUAGAAAAUGCAACAAAAAAACGGGAAUCAUGUUUAACAAUUGUUUUUAUUUGUGAAAAAAAAGAUGAAAUUGUUACAAGUGCUUUGUUAUUUUAUAUUUAAAAAUGCGUAUACAUUAUACAAACAUGAAAUUUAAAUUAUAUCUUUUAUAGUCCCAAUAAUCCCACUAUGUUCUCUUUUUUAAAUAAAGAUGGUUUAAACAUAUCCCCA
Molecule: messenger RNA, 2124 nt
Organism: Caenorhabditis elegans
Lineage: Eukaryota; Metazoa; Nematoda; Chromadorea; Rhabditida; Rhabditidae
Gene: C25F9.4
Product: SNF2 N-terminal domain-containing protein
Exons: 5
Coding region: 120-1898 (592 amino acids)
Molecular function (GO): ATP binding
Source: RefSeq, marked reviewed